Chilo suppressalis (striped riceborer) is the source of this 578-nucleotide messenger RNA. NCBI's taxonomy places the organism in Eukaryota, Metazoa, Arthropoda, Insecta, Lepidoptera, Crambidae. The record is from the annotation of a GenBank genome assembly.
CCGACAGAUACGAUGUGCAUUGUAAUACACCUUAUAGGUAGCCCUUGACACGAAAACAAAAAGUUUAUAUUUAAUGCAGUCGGAGGAACUUUACCAGUGAGAUGGCUCGUUUCAAUUUAAAAGUUUUAAGUGAAUUUUACUUAAUAUUACACGUUUAUACUAUCACAUUCAGUAGAUGCCAGUUAGCUAGAGAAUUGAUUCUUCAGGGAUUCCCCCGGCAACAAUUAGAAAAUUGGGUGUGUCUCGUAGAAGGUGAAAGUUCAGGACGCACCGAUGUCAUCGGUGGGCCGGACUCUGACGGUUCCUACGAUCACGGUCUCUUCCAAAUCAACGACCGAUACUGGUGUGAUCACAAUCGCCCUGGGAAGGGAUGCAACGUGCUAUGCGCAGAUCUCCGAUUGGAUAACAUAUCGAUUGCGUCUCAGUGUGCUAAAGAAAUCUACAAGCAAAGUGGUUUUGAUGCUUGGGUUGCUUGGAGGCGCGAAUGCAGAGGGGAACUGCCAAAUCUUCAUCGCUGUGGAUUCUGAUCAAAAUCAACAAUAAAUAUACUACUACGUAUUUGUUUCUUAGGUUUUCAC